CCUAGCCUAGCCGCGCGGCAGAGACGCCGAGCCCGGGGGAGCCCCGGGGGAGUUGGGCGGGUCGGAGGGGCCCAGGGGCUGUGGAAGCGGCGACAGGGCGCCACCGAGCCAGGACCCAGAUUCCCUCCAGCUGGCCACCCAGGGGGUGGAGGGAGGGGCCCGGGCGUACUUAAUUCCCAGAACACUGGCGCCGCCCGCCAGGAGUCGGGGCCUGUCGAGCGCCGCGCCAGCUCACGACCAUGCAGCCCAGCCGACCAUCGCUUUUCGCUCCCGGGCCGGGGAACCGGCCCCCUGCCACCCGGCUGCUAGCGCUUCUGCUGCUGCUCGCCCUUCAGGCGGCCGCGGCGGCGCCUGCGGGGUCCCGGACACCCGAGGACUCCGAGUGGCGCCAGGACGCGGCGCUCCCGCAGGGACUUCUGUCCCAGGCGGCGCGCGCAGCUCUGCACUUCUUCAACUUCCGAGCGGGUUCGCCCAGCGCCCUUCGAGUGCUGGCUGAGGUGCAGGAGGGCAGUGUCUGGAUUAAUCAAAGGAAGGAACGUAAAGUUGACCUGGUGUUUACAGCAGAGCUCUACAACACAGAGGAAGGUAAGGCACGUCUGGGGAAAUGUUCUGCUCAAGUAUUUUUCAGGAAUGAGAAACCCAGACCGGCUGUUAAUGUAACUUGUACUCAGCUCCUUGAGAGGAAGAAAAGACAAGAAGAGGAUUAUCAGCUCUACAGGCACAUGAAGCAACUUAACACCCCCUUGGAUGUAGUCAGCAUACCUGACAGUCAUGGACACAUUGAUCCCUCUCUGAGACCCAUCUGGGAUUUAGCUUUUCUGGGCAGCUCUUACGUGAUGUGGGAAAAGACAACGCAGUUUUUACACUACUACGUGUCACAGCUCAGCAGUGUGAAACAGUGGAAAACAAAUGAUGAUGCAAUUGAUUUUGAUUAUACUGUACUACUCCAUGAAUUCUCAACACAGGAAAUCAUUCCCUGUCGUAUUCACUUGGUCUGGUACCCUGGCAAACCUCUCAAAGUGAAGUACCACUGUCAAGAGCUACAGACACCAGAAGCCUCUGGAACUGAAGAGGGAUCAGCUGUGGCACCGAUAGAGCUCAGCAAUUUCUGAAAAAAAAGAUUUGCCUAUACCAAAUUCUGAACAAAUGACUGUACUAAAUAGCCUGAAUCAUUAUUCUAGUAAAAUUGCCAAGGUAAAAGGCAUUCUAAUAAUUUGGGAAAACCUGUGAUUAUAGAAAAAUACUCAAAAAUUUUCAAUUAGUUUGGUUUAAAUUUUUAACUCUGCUCAGUGCUAAAUAGUCACACUGCAGAUUUCUGUGUUUCAGCCCUAAAAUGUAAAACCUAGUCAAUUAGUAUGUGCUGCAGCUGGACCACUAAGUAUUUAAAAAACAUAAGGAGUUCCCAUUGUGGCACAGCAGAAACGAAUCCGACUAGUAACCAUGACUUUGUGGGUUCGAUCCCUGGCCUUGCUCAGUGGGUUAAGGAUCCGGCAUUGCUGUGAACUGUGGUAUAGGUGGCAGACAUGGCUCUGAUCCCACGUUGCUGUGGCUGUGGCGUAGGGUGGCGGCUACAACUCUUAUUCAGUCCCUAGCCUGAGAACCUCCAUAUGCUGAGGAUGUGACCCUAAAAAAGAAAAAAGAAAAAAAAAACAUAAAACAAAAUUGAUGGUCUCAUCUCUAAAUCCACAUUUCUCAAUAUUUUGAACAUAUUAUAGCCAACUGGUGUAUGUUGCUAAAUUUCUUCUACCUACUAUGUAAAAAAUAAUGUAUUUCAAUGAAAUUAAAUUGUAGGGAAAACAUUGCCUGUUUAAAAGGAAUUUUACAAUUUUUCUGUGAUUUCAAGCAAGUAUUUCUUUUUAACCUGAUAUGACUACUUUUAAAUGUUUGUUUCUAUAUAAAUACAUUAAAAUGUGUUUGUAGAGAUCUGUCUAUAUAGGCAAAAUCUGUGCUAAACUAGAAUUAAAAGAUCUUUAUUGUUCAAAUUAAAUAAAGUGCUUACAGAUGAA
This is a messenger RNA of Phacochoerus africanus (Common warthog), 2006 nucleotides long. It is a transcript of the gene RARRES1, whose product is annotated as retinoic acid receptor responder 1. Lineage: Eukaryota; Metazoa; Chordata; Mammalia; Artiodactyla; Suidae. The transcript is spliced from 6 exons. The coding region runs from base 240 to 1112 and encodes 290 amino acids. The record is from RefSeq and is a predicted model, not a curated record. Gene Ontology annotation, molecular function: metalloendopeptidase inhibitor activity.